Lytechinus pictus (painted urchin) is the source of this 4831-nucleotide messenger RNA. Its product is annotated as neurotrypsin-like. NCBI's taxonomy places the organism in Eukaryota, Metazoa, Echinodermata, Echinoidea, Temnopleuroida, Toxopneustidae. Gene Ontology annotation, cellular component: membrane. The record is from RefSeq and is a predicted model, not a curated record. The transcript has 5 exons. The coding region runs from base 387 to 1490 and encodes 367 amino acids.
AACUUAUUAAUGAUUAAGAUAGAGUCCACACUACUUACGGUUUGUAUGCAUUUACAUUAAUUAAGAAAUCAUCUUACCAAGACCUAACCAGGAUUUAGUGUAUAGUUGGUGAAAACUACGAUUUUUGUAACUCGUUUUUCAUGAAAACCAAGAGUCGCUGCUGAUAAGCGAUAGAAAGAUGCCAUUAGGAUUCAAGACAUCUGCACCAUCAGGAGAAAGUACAAUUAUUAAGGAAACGAGUCUUUGUUUGUGGAUACAACUCAUAUUGACAUAUUCUGACACUGCGUGACUUGUACUAGCUUAAACUGGUACUGAUUAAGGAAAGACACAAAGAGGAAUAUCCGUAAGAAAUAUUCAGACACCCCCGAUACAACAGUCGAAACACCAUGGCGAGGAUUGGCAUGUUGUGGAGUUUCUUGGUGAUCUUUGCACCAGCUAUCGCCCAAGUUGAAGCACAAUUGGAAGGAGCCCUCAGACUGGCAGGUGGCUCCUCUUCGCUCGAAGGUCGUCUUGAGAUCUAUCACAACUACGAGUGGGGGACGAUAUGCGACGACUACUUCGACCUCGCCGACGCCGACGUCGCUUGCCGGCAACUCGGCUACACCAGCGCUCAGGCGGUCAAGGAAAGGGCGUAUUACGGUGCGGCGUCGUCCAGCGUGGAGAUUUGGCUGGACAACGUUGACUGUACUGGAAACGAGGCCGAACUGAGAUACUGCAGUAGCCGCGGUUGGGGCGUCGAGAACUGCGGUCAUAACGAGGAUGUGGGAAUCGUAUGCACAUAUGCCACAGCGAGCGAAGGGGAUCUCCGUCUCGUUGACGGUGAGGAUCUGGACGAAGGUCGUGUUGAGAUUUAUUACAACGGAGUAUGGGGGACGAUCUGCAACGAUUACUGGGCCUACGACGAAGCCCGUGUCGCGUGUCGUCAACUCGGCUACUACGGUGUUUCAUACUCAAAAACAAGCAUAUACGGUCCUGGUACCGGUCCAAUUCACCUUGACAAUGUGAAGUGUUAUGGGUACGAGGACAGACUCCUUCAAUGCUACAAUUUGGAUUGGGAUACGACCGACUGUGGACAUAAUGAGGAUGUUGGAAUCAACUGUGCCUUCGACAACUCAAACACAGCCUUGUCGUGGUGGGCCAUCAGCCUCAUUGUUCUAGGGUCCCUAUUCGUCUUCGUGCUCUUCGCGGUUGUAAUCGGUAAAGUAUGCUCGAAGCCGCGGUCAAAACGCAACGCGUCGGCCGCGGUGACUUCAACCGAAACGGCUCCCGUGCAAACGUACCCGGCCCAGGUUGGCUCGAUGUACCCACCACCAAUGGCGUACCCGGCAACAACCGUAACGUACCCACCGGCAGCCGGUCCAACCGCGGCGUACCCACCGAAUACCGUGGCCUUCCAAGCCUACCCACCAACGGUUGCCGAUUCGGGUGCUGCAGCUCCGCCUGCAUACACCCAGGUUGCGCCCGGUAAUCCACCGCCACCACAGAAGUAGCCUAGUGGCACAGAGGCAGACAGUCUACAAAGAACGUUCUGAUUGUUCCGAAGGGAGAUUUACAAAUAUUAAGAGAGAAAUCGAGAUAAGGGCGGUAAUGGAUAUUAGAAUGUUGGUUUAUCUGUUUAAAAUGUGUUCACUUGGAUACUAUUAACUAUUGUAUUUGAGCAAAAAUUACUACUCGACCACAACCAAACCAUAACUAAUACAUGAUGUAAUGAUCUACCUCCAUUCAAUGUCAUUCCUACACAUAAAGGACGGCUGGAUCACAACAAAACCAAAUAACCACAACUUUUUCCAUAUCAUACCACACAAAGACCACAGAUUAUGUGUACCAAAUGAAAACUUUUCAAUCAAUUAAACCACUGUGGAUAAAGAUUGCUUAUGAUUUUGUAUGUUGUGGAAAAUGGGGUCAAUUUAGAGCAUGUUCAAAUACAUGAAAUGUAUGAAGAUAAUAUAAACGUGAAACCAUGAAAAUAAUCAAGGUGAACAUAAUUAACAAUUCAUAAAUAAUUAAUAAUUCAAAAAUAAUUAAUCUGCAAAAACAAUUAAGACUUUGUUUUCUUUUCAUGUUAACUGGGUGAAAAAAACCGUAUGGAAAGUGGUUACUUCUGCUUGGCUCCAAUUCUACUUAGAGUAAUAACAGCUUCUGAAAUGAGUACCAGAACGAUGUUGAAGAACGUUUUUUUUUCAAUAAGUUGGCCUUCUGUUAUAAUGAAUGAUAUAUGGAAGAUAAUUGAUGUUUGAGAACAUGAUUUCAUUAUUUUGCAGGAUUGAACUAUUUGAUGAAUGUUUUUUCAUUAAAUGCACUAUGUGCGAGUUCAUAACAAAAACUGUGGUAUUUACCGGUCUAGUACUAAAUCAGACGAGCGUUCCCCCCCCCCAUUUACAAUAAGGGCUUAUUAACAUAAACAUAAUAAAUGGUACCCAAUCACAUACGAUAAGGGGUAAUUAUGAUAAAUGAUACCCAGUAUAGUAGCGUUUAUUUAGCCAGACUGCGCGCCUCAUGAACAUUCAUGGAACAAAAUUUAGCGUAAUUCCCAACGCAUCGAUCAGCUCGAUUUUUCAAACUUCCCUUUAUUUAAAUUAAAAAUUGAAGCAAGACCCCCAGCAAGACAAAGAAAUAAAAUACAAAUCCAAGUAUUGUAUUCUGAUUCAGAGCGUCCAAAACAGAGUUGGCCCUUGUAGUCGAUUUAACAGUCCCAUAGGCUCAAUACACCAACCUAGAAAUGUUCUUUCCGAUUAAGUUUUUUUUCUUGAUUCGUGUUCCUUUGGGGUCCUUUUUCCGCUUGGUUGCCCAAAGUUGCCGUUUGGGCAAUUUUGCUAAUUUGCAUAAAUCCAAAAUGGCCGCCAGAUGCCACCUUGAAAACCUAACUUUUGAACCCUUUUCCCCAAAAUGAUCGAGUAAUGACUCGUUUUAGGGGUUUAGAAGUGUGUAGAACUGAUUUCUGUUAUCCUUUUUGCAAUAUAAGGUCAUCUUCAGGUCAAAUCCAAGAUGGCCGCCAGAUGCCAUCUCGAAAAUGUUGACUUUUGAUCCCCUUGCCCCAGAUUGACGAACUAUACCUCUGUUUAGGGGUUUUGGGGUAUGUAGAAUCUCUUUCUGCUUUCUAUUUUCCAAUGUGAUGUCAUCUUCAGGUUAAAUCCAAGAUGGCCGCCAGAUGAUGCCAUUUUGAAAAAAUAACUUCUCAACCCUUUAAUUGUCCCCAGAAUCAUGAAUAAUAAUUUGCAAUAUAAGGUCAUAAGAUGACGUUAUAUUGCAAAAAUGAUAAAAGAAAUCAGUUUUACACACCUGUAAACCCCUAAAACGAGUCAUUACUCAUCAUUUUGGGGAAAAGGGUUCAAAAGUUAGGUUUUCAAGGUGGCACCUGGCAACUUUGGGCAACCAAGCUGAAUUUGUUCUAGGACCCCAUAGGAACACGAAUCAAGAAAAAAAACUUCAUCGGAAAAAACAUUUCUAGGUUCGGAAAAUGUCAAAUCGACUAUUAUCAAUAAGUUGGGCGGGGAGGGGGGGGGGGGAAUACGCACCCAGCAAUAUUUACUCCGUUGUGAAAAUUAAUCUGUGGUAUUCAACACCUACAUGGGUGUUAUUUUAUUACCUAUGGUUGUACACUCUUUGGUGUUAUUUUCAAUAUCUAUGGUGUAAUUUGACACAUCAGAGUAUGGUCCUCUAGGAUCACCAACUGGUGCACCACCUGGUGUCAGUUUAACACCUCACUUUUGGCAGUGUACCGUAAUUUUACUUGAGGAUUUGUAACUGUUAUUCUUUGAUACUACUUUUACUUUUAUCGUAUUAUGUUCAGCCUUCUUUUUGUCGUAUAAUGAUUUCUCCCAUUGUAUCAUAAUAAUGCCUUUCAUGAAAGUAUAGUUAUGAUUGUAUAUGUGUUAGUAUACUUCACAUUCAUUCUUAUUUGUUUGCUUUAAUUAAAAAACGUUUUCUAUCCCGACAAGGGCAACCUAACCAUGCAGGAGCCGGUUACACAAAAUGUUGAGAUCAAACGAAAUUUGAAUAUCAAUGAAUGAAGUGCGCGUAUUUGGCACUUGAGCUUGAUUCGCAACUCUUCUGCAAAGGGCCCCAGUAGUGGAAUAUCAAUUCAUAUAAUGUGCUAAGCAUGCACUUUGAUUAGUAUGCAAUACUAUACCAUGACUAAUAAUUAUGCAAUAUUUCUUUCAAGAGUACUUUGCUAUUAAAUGCUUGAAUAGUAAAUGCAAAUCUGAUCGUAAAUACGCUGAAAUUAGAUCCGUGUUUUAGUAACGAAUACAGAUACCUGUACAUCAGUGAAUAUGAUUGUAAUAUGAUUCUCGUAUUUUUAUGUGUAUUCUGUUCACGUUAUGUCCAGUAUAAUGAAUUUGUUCUACAAGUUUUCCUAAUACAUGUAGCAUAGUAAAACAAGAGGGCAUGCGCAGUUAAGUUUAUUGGUGACACGACAUGCUCCUGUCAGUGGCAUUUUGCUCCUGUCUUAAUAAGCCAGAGGUCAUAGGGUCGGACUUAGGAGUUUUGGGCUCAGAGAAAUCUAAAGAUAAAAGGAUUGGGUUUAUUUAAUUUUGGAGGUUAAGUUUUAUGCUUGACUUAACGUGCAGAUUUUUCAUCGGAGCAAUUGCCGUCAGAGCAAAUGUCACUGAUGGAACCAGUUUAUUACAUUGAAUGGAAAACCCUUAAACGAAUUUGAUAUAAAUUCACCCACUCACCCUAUGUUUUUUCUUGUAUAUUUUAAUUCUUACCGCUGAAGUAAAUCGUACAAGUUUACAUUUUUUUGUUGCAAAUUUCUGAUAUAAAACAAGUCAAUUUGGAUGAUGCAGAAAAAUAUUAGCAAUACAAUAGAAUAAAAUCAAUUUCAAUCUCA